AUGCCUUUCUUCAAAUCAACGUAUGAAUACGUUAAAACAAGAAAAACCUUCGGGAGACAACCAUUGUUCCAAAUGGUACCGGGCCACGUGGUUGACGCUAUCUACCCUGACAAGGAAAUGCAAAAAUUGUAUGCGCUUAGAAAUCCUGUACAUCGCUUCGUACAAGCAACGCUGCCACAAUCAGAACAUGACUGUAACACGAAGCAACUGAUACUUCACGACACAAGUAUAAACCACGCAGAGGGUGGCUGGCCUCGUGAAGUGAACUGGGAUCACGAAGAACAAGUAAACCGCCACGUUCGACGCGUCUUACACGAUGAUGGCUAUGUAAGUGCGGUUAAGAACAUGGCCCCAACAAUACAGCACUGUAUCGACCAAAAUAAUGCUAUCGAAAUGUACACUACAUAUUUUAGUAACAUGCCGAAACAGGAACUUGUCGAAAAGUAUAGCAUUAAAAUAUCCAAUACUUUCCGUGACGAACUAAAAAGGCCAGUUUCAUCUAUAAUUUGGACUAAUGAGAAAAAUACUAAGUUAGCCGUAUCACAUUAUUCACCUAUACCGUCGCAUACUACCAGAGACGGAAGCUCUGAUUAUUUACAGAACAACUGCUAUAUCUGGGACAUACACGAAGAAAGUACUCCAUUACACGUAUUAAGACACGAGGACGCUUGCUGGCGCCUUGCAACGUCUCCUGUGAAUCCCGAAAUAUUAAUCGGUGGUAUGGAGAAUGGUACUGUAAAUAUUUUUGACUUGCGAAGCGGUGAUACAGCUGUAAGAAACAGCUCCGUUUUUCAUUCUCACAGUCGUCCAAUAACAGGAUUACUCUUCCUACAUAGUCGAACUAAUAAUGAAAUAUUUACUGGUUCACCCGAUGGACAAUGCUUAUGGUGGGACUUGCGAAAACUUUCACAUCCUGUAGAUAGCCUUCCAAUGGCGAUUAGAAUACCUCCAAAAGCGGAACCCAGUAUUAAAUAUGCUGAAGGUGUAAGUGCUUUACAAUACGACCGAAAUCUGCCGACUAGAUUCCUUUGUGGGACAGAGUCUGGUUUGGUAAUCAAUGUGAACCGUAUGGGCAAAACACACUCUGAAAUCUUAACUUCAUUUUGGGAGGCGCACUGUGGCCCGGUCCGAGCAUUACAUCGGAGUCCCUGUUUCCUGCGAAUGUUCAUGACGUGCGGUGACUACACUGUGCGAAUAUGGAGCGAGGAAAUUCGCGCUGCGCCCAUCAUAGUAACACGACCCUACCGCCAUCAAGUGACUGAUAUCGCUUGGGCUCCAAGACGCUUCUCCAGUUACAUGUCGAUUUGCGAAGGCGGAGUUUUUCGAUUUUGGGAUUUAUUACGAAAGUAUAAAGAACCUGUGGCACAGUUGCAAGUGUCCGACUAUCCUUUGACAAAGAUCACCCCUCAUGGAAAGGGCGAACUGAUCGCUAUUGGAGAUAACAUCGGCUCCACGUUCCUACUACAACUGUCUGAAAAAAUGACUGUAUCAGCCAAUCGCGAUAGGAAUCUUGUGUUGCAAAUGUACGAACGUGAAAGACGACGUGAACAUAUUUUGGACAAUCGAGUUAAGGAGCUCAAUCUUAAAAGACGCGCAGAGGAAGAAGCUCUCGCACUUCAUGAGACCCUUGUAGAAGACGAAGGCCUCGAAGAGGAAGAGAUAGAUAAGGAAACUGAAGAAAAGUACUUUGAAAUUGUGAAUCAGUAUAUACAACUACUGGGAGGAUCAGAAGAACAUGGAGAGAAAAGGAUUACUUUUGAGUAG
Pectinophora gossypiella (pink bollworm) is the source of this 1764-nucleotide messenger RNA. RefSeq names its product dynein intermediate chain 3, ciliary-like. The transcript has a single exon. Gene Ontology annotation, molecular function: dynein heavy chain binding; dynein light chain binding. Gene Ontology annotation, cellular component: outer dynein arm. Bases 1 to 1764 code for a protein of 587 amino acids. The record is from RefSeq and is a predicted model, not a curated record. Lineage: Eukaryota; Metazoa; Arthropoda; Insecta; Lepidoptera; Gelechiidae. Gene Ontology annotation, biological process: cilium movement; outer dynein arm assembly.